Paramisgurnus dabryanus is the source of this 2340-nucleotide messenger RNA. RefSeq names its product ferric-chelate reductase 1-like (gene frrs1l). The record is from RefSeq and is a predicted model, not a curated record. Lineage: Eukaryota; Metazoa; Chordata; Actinopteri; Cypriniformes; Cobitidae. Gene Ontology annotation, biological process: regulation of postsynaptic membrane neurotransmitter receptor levels; regulation of glutamate receptor signaling pathway.
CCUCUCUCCUCAGCACCCCCUCCCCCGCGGAGCAAACGAAACGCUUUAUCGUGACAGCGAUUUAAUUAGCUUUAUUUCAUGUAAUAUCAGUCUAAGAAUCAGUAUUGGAAUGCGACUAGUAAACCGGAAGCCAGACUCUUUGCGUGUGCAAUAGCCAAUAUCGCACGAGCAGUCAUGUUUCUCCUGCACCCGCUCCUGCAGAUUUCUGUGCUGCUGGAUUCCACACUGUGGCUGACUGUCUCCGCUAGCCCUACCGACGAUAACGUACUGCGGGCUGGACAUGGAGAACACGGGGAGCCGGGGCACGAGGAACCCCAUAAGGAUUCGUACAGCACGUUCGCCUCAGAGUUCCUCGAGUCCAGAUAUCUUUCAGACGAAGGUUAUCCAUUCCCAACUGCACCUCCUGUGGAUCCAUUUGCCCGAAUCAAAGUUAGCGACUGUGGAAUAACCAAAGGAUGCAUCAGAUAUGGGAAGCCAGGCUGUGAUGCAGAGUCCUGCGACUACUUCCUGAGUUACAGACGCAUUGGCACAGAUGUGGAAUUUGAAAUGAGUGCGGACACCGAUGGCUGGGUCGCUGUUGGUUUCUCCUCUGACAAAAAAAUGGGUGGUGAUGAUGUCAUGGGCUGUGUCCAUGAUGAUAAUGGCCGUGUACGGAUCCAUCAUUUCUAUAAUGUAGGCCAGUGGGCCAAAGAAAUCAAACGCAACCCAGCGCGGGAUGAGGAGGGAAUCUUUGAAAACAACCGGGUCACGUGCCGCUUCAAGCGCCCUCUUCAUGUCGCACGAGAGGAGACCCUGGUUGACCUGCACCUUAGUUGGUACUAUCUGUUUGCCUGGGGACCUGCUAUUCAAGGUUCCAUCACAAGGCAUGACACUGACUCCCCACCGGUAUCAGAUCGCAUGAUUAGCAUCUAUAAAUACGAGGACAUUUUCAUGCCUGCCACAGCCUAUCAGACAUUCUCCUCUCCCUUUUGCCUCCUCCUCAUCGUUGCUCUUACCUUCUAUCUGCUGAUGGGUACACCAUAACCACCACAAAACAGUAAUGUUUUUGAGAAAGUGAUCUGUGGAGCCACUAUUAGCUCAACUAUGUGCCAUCAUUAACAGUAUUACCAGCGGGCAGCAAUAAACAGGGAGGCUAAGAGCAUUGUGAUUUCACAACAUCUUUAACGUAUAGUAGAUUUUGGGCUAUUGAUUUAUUUUCAGUUACAUACAGCAGUGUUAUAUUUAAAACAGACGGAGAGUCAUCUAUACACUUUAACAAUUUUAUUUUAAAACAAACAUGUAGAAAUCCAGAAUGGUAUGAUAUGCCAUUGUAGGCUCUGCUGCUUAGAGUAUUUAAAGUAAUCUGAGCCAAACUAUUGUUAUUAUUCAGUAUGCUUACUAUGGCACAUAUCAUUACACUCUACCUACUACAUAGAGUUGAAUUGCUUCCUUUUGAAUUGAUCUGCUUUUUAAAGUAGAUAUAUUAUAAAUAUAUGUUACCAAAUCCAAGUAGAGAAAUUCAUGCUGUUUGUCGGUUGUUGCCAGCGUUUCAGUAUUACUUACAAGCAUAUUAUAGUUCUGAUAAACUUUAAGACUGUGAAUUUCAGACUGAAUAUUUCACUGAUUAUUAAUGCCUAUGACUGAUUCUACAAAUUACUGCAGUAUGUAACUGAUCCACUGCACAAUCACACACAUAGUAUUCAUAUAACACCAUUGCAUUCUGUUUAGAGUAAACUUAUUGCAGCAUUACCAGUAUUUGAUUCAAUAUUGCUCAAUAUUUAAUGAUGCAUGCCAGCAAACCAGCCUCAUCUGAGCCAAUAAGAUGAUUUAGACCAGUGUUCCCUUUCUUGAAAUGAGCCAAUUCAGAGGUCACCUGGUCUACAUACAGUACCAAGGAUUAAAGACUUUAUGUUCCAGGAGCUUCAGCCUAUUGGAAAACAUGAAUAAAGUAUUUACUGCUGCUUUUACUGAUUUUUGAGGGGGGGGGGGGAAUUCUUUCCCUGAGGUAAAGUACAAUUCUCUUUAAUGAAUGCUGGUAAGAUAAUCAUGUAAUAUACGAUUCUUUGAGAAUACAGACAUUGUAUGCAGUACUACUAUUCAUAGAAAAAAAUGUCAAUGUUAUAUUUUAAUAUAUUUUCACAUGAUGACAUUAUUAUGUCAGUGUUAGGGGAUAUUCAAUAAUGAGUGUGCAUACAAAGAAGUGAGGAUUUGAAAAAGCUAUUCCUAUAUCAUUAGCACUGCAGCUAGUUAACUGUGAACUCUUACCCAGAUAGGAAGCAAAGUUGCCUGUGUUGUACGAUCCCAUAUGGUGGCGCUGAACACCAUCAUUGCGGUUUAUAAUAAAGCGCUGAAUGACUCAGA